UGAACUGUCAAGUAGCCAACAAAAACCUCGUGACGUCCGUCUCUUCCAAGUUGGGCCUUCUCUCAUAUUAUUCUCAUCUUCUUUCUUUUCUCUUCACUUCACUUCACUUCACUUCUCUCUUUUGUGGCGUCUCGAGUCCGCUUGUUACCCAAGCUCUCCGUUACAUUAUUUACUUAUUUUUAUUUUAUUGUGCCCAAAAAGAGUGUAUUUAAAAAAAAAAAAAUUAUUAAUUUAUCUCAUACAAAUUUCGGAGCGCCAUUGUUCUGUCUGGAUCGGACGUAGACCGUUGAUCUGACUCACUCGGAAGGAAAGUUGGCGACGAUGAUGCAAGAAGACUAGAUUUUGCGCCAGUAUUGUGUUCACCGUUGAUUUGUACAAAUAAAUAUAUAUAUAUAUAAAGUGUGAGAAAAAUGCUUACCUACGAGCAAGAUCCUGAUGUGGUACGGUGGGGUCUUCAGCUAUUUGAUAGUGACCCUUACUCUAACUGUGGAUAUCUUGGAACUGUAAUUCAAGACGAUUGUGAUAGUGAUUACUAUCAUCAGGCUGAGUAUUUCAAACAAGAAAGUUAUGAUUCGGAUUCUGAUAGUAGAAAUGUUGAGAAUGAUGAGGUUAUUGCUCAUGCUCUGCAAGAGGAACUGUCUCAACUUGCAAUUUUGGAUGAGCCCGGAUCUACAGAUGAAGAAGGGAUUGAACAUUUGCAAGUGUCGGGAUUUUCGCAGGAUUGGCCCGAAUCGGAUGAAUCCGCAGCGGAGAAUUAUGGAUGCGGAAAGGAGAGUGGUCAGGAAGGGGCGGAUGAUGAUGAGCCUUCUUGCCCGGAAGAGGUUUCGUACUGUGCGGAUGAGUGGCUGUAUUCGCUGGGGCUUAUAGAUGAGUUUGCUCUCGUUGGAGAAGUGGGGAAAAGGUUGAACCAGAUGGUUCCCAUUCCUCAUGUUCCUAGAACCAAUGGUGAAAUACCCUCGGUUGAUGAAGCAACUGUAGAUCAUCAAAGGCUUUUAGACAGGUUGCAGUGUGGAAAGUGGGUUGAACGUAGGGUUCAAGGAGAUGGUAACUGUCAGUUCCGUGCUCUGUCAGAUCAGUUUUAUCGUACUCCAGAGCACCACGAGUUUGUGAGACAACAAGUUGUCAAUCAGCUUAAGUCAUACCCAGAUACAUAUGAAGGAUACGUCCCAAUGGCUUAUGGUGACUAUUUGGAGAAGAUGUCCAAGAGCGGUGAAUGGGGGGAUCAUGUUACAUUACAGGCUGCCGCAGAUUCGUAUGGAGUUAAAAUAUUUGUCAUGACUUCUUUCAAGGAAACCUGCUACAUUGAGAUUCUUCCCAAUGUUGAAAAGUCAAGAAAAGUUAUUUGUUUAAGCUUUUGGGCGGAGGUGCAUUACAACUCAAUUUAUCCUGAAGGAGAUUUACCCACAUCCGAGACUAAGAAGAAGAAGAAACGGUGGAUGCUACAAAAUGAGUAUUUGGAGUCGGUGGAUGAGUUCCAAUGAUUGAAUGGAAAGGAUGGACUUCUCUCAUAAUUUAUAUAUUUUUAUUUUUUAUGAACACCUUUUCCGGGGAAAAUUCCUCAGUUUGGAUCUUAAGCCGCCUAAGCAUAAGACAUCUUCUGUACAUGUUCUUUGAUGUGACUACUCUUGUCCG
Molecule: messenger RNA, 1632 nt
Organism: Morus notabilis
Lineage: Eukaryota; Viridiplantae; Streptophyta; Magnoliopsida; Rosales; Moraceae
Exons: 11
Coding region: 411-1481 (356 amino acids)
Biological process (GO): protein deubiquitination
Molecular function (GO): cysteine-type deubiquitinase activity
Source: RefSeq, a predicted model, not a curated record